CAUCUCUCGUACUAGGGUUUUAUUUGAACACUUCUCCAGCUCUCAAAAGCCCUAAAAAUGGCGGCACCAGCACCGGCGGCAACAUCAGCGACGGGAGAGUCAGUCCAAUGCUUCGGACGCAAGAAAACCGCGGUAGCAGUAACACACUGCAAGAAAGGCCGCGGUUUAAUCAAAAUCAACGGCUGUCCGAUCGAGUUAGUCCAACCGGAAAUUCUCCGAUUCAAAGCCUAUGAACCGAUCCUCCUUCUCGGACGACACCGUUUCGCUGGAGUGGACAUGCGUAUUCGCGUGAAAGGAGGCGGUCACACGUCGCAGAUUUACGCGAUACGACAGAGCAUAGCUAAGGCACUUGUCGCGUUUUAUCAGAAGUAUGUUGAUGAACAGAGUAAGAAGGAGAUUAAGGAUAUUUUGAUGAGGUAUGAUCGGACCUUGCUUGUGGCGGAUCCUAGGCGGUGCGAGCCGAAGAAGUUUGGUGGUCGUGGUGCUCGUUCUAGGUUUCAGAAGAGUUACCGUUGAUUCGGUCUGGUUCGAGUUUUAUUACUUUUAUUAUUAUUAUGAGAUUUUGUUGAAGUUUUGGAAGUUAAUGUUUGGGAUGUUUUAUGGAUUUGUUUUAUGUUUGUUUUGGUUAAUGUUGAGGAUUAAUAGUUAAUUAAAAUGUUUUAUUUGAUUAAA
This is a messenger RNA of Mercurialis annua (annual mercury), 672 nucleotides long. RefSeq names its product 40S ribosomal protein S16. The record is from RefSeq and is a predicted model, not a curated record. The coding region runs from base 58 to 516 and encodes 152 amino acids. Gene Ontology annotation, cellular component: cytosolic small ribosomal subunit; ribosome. Lineage: Eukaryota; Viridiplantae; Streptophyta; Magnoliopsida; Malpighiales; Euphorbiaceae. The transcript has a single exon. Gene Ontology annotation, biological process: maturation of SSU-rRNA from tricistronic rRNA transcript (SSU-rRNA, 5.8S rRNA, LSU-rRNA); translation. Gene Ontology annotation, molecular function: RNA binding; structural constituent of ribosome.